This is a messenger RNA of Ciona intestinalis (vase tunicate), 1161 nucleotides long. The record is from RefSeq and is a predicted model, not a curated record. NCBI's taxonomy places the organism in Eukaryota, Metazoa, Chordata, Ascidiacea, Phlebobranchia, Cionidae.
AUGUUUCUUUUGUAGGCUAGGUGCAGAUGUUUCAUAAUGUUUACUUUACGAGUUGCAAAUCGUGGUAUAUUAACGUGUAGACAUCUAAACAAAGUCAUAUCCAGAACUGAUAAAUGUUUCGGGUCAGAAACAGCACCCGUGGUGUGUAUUUCCCAUUACAAAGGAUUCCAUCAAAGUAGAAGUCUAUGGUAUGGUGAUAAUCAAGAUAAAUCAACAGAACAACCGGAACAAAAAGUCAAAAAACAGAAACGAAAGAAGAAAAAAGCUGCACAACCUACGGAGGAUAAAAAAGAAUCGGAUACAACAGACAAACAACCAAAGCUGACUGUUGCAACUAAAAAGAAGAAGGUUCCAGGGAAAAAGUCGAAAUCCAAGAUAGAAACAAUUGUGAAGGAAGUUGCAUCAGAGUUACAUCCUGGAGAAGAUGCUGAAGUAGAAAGAGCAACCUCAGAGUUGGAACUUCUAAACCGGAUGUUACAGAUCGAACAAUCUUCAACUGAUGACAAUGAUGAUGGUGGUGGAGCACAAAAUGUUAGUUCGUACUUGGAUAAUUUAAAAGAGGAAAAACAAAUUGAAGAAAAGAUGCAUGUGAAGCAAGUAGCCAAAACUUUGCACUCAACCGAAACAUUGAACAUCUUCAAGAAUGGUUCUUCAACUGUAAAGACAGCAGAGGAUCUUAACCCUGAUUCAAGCAAAUGGUCAGCAAUAGAUUGGCACGACAAAUAUUUCUUUGAUGAAGUGGAAAAGUUUAAAGACAUGGCACCACCCAGCACGCAGUUUGAUGAGGUUUAUAGAUUAAUGGAUCAGGGCAAGAUGUGGAAGUUUCCUAUAAAUAAUGAAGAAGGAAUGGAGGAAGAACAGAAUGUUCCGUUCCAUCAACAUGUUUUCCUUGAUGACAAACUUAAUGAGGGUGAUUGGUGUCCACGGAGUGGUCCCAUACGUCUCUUCAUGGUGUCCGUCAUAACAGCAUUAUCAGCCAACCCACACCUUUCUGUUAAAGAGAAACAUUUGCACAUUGAGUGGUUCAGGGAUUAUUUCAAUGAGAAAAAGGCGAUUUUGGAAACAUUGGGAUUGUUUAAUACGAAAAAGCAAAAACAAUUGUAACUGUCAAUAAAAAGUAACUGUUUUUCAAAGAAAUUUCAAUAAAAGUCGUAACCAAUA